AUGAUACACAAGGUUCAGCUACACAAGGACACAGCCAAAAAACCUUUCUUAGUGGUGCUCAAUAAGAAAAAGCCAACAGAACUUGAUGAUUUUGACUUUUCAAUGAAUGCAGACCUGAAUGCUAUAGGUUCGCAACAGAAUCAAGUAAUAUUUAUUACGCAUGUGAACAUCUACAGAGGAGAGCUCAACAACAUCAAACGUCCACCACCUCUAGUAUCCAAGCGUCCACAUCGUGAAUCAAAUCCAUUACUAGCACAGUUCUGCACAUUUGUUGAUAAG
Cylicostephanus goldi is the source of this 279-nucleotide messenger RNA. Lineage: Eukaryota; Metazoa; Nematoda; Chromadorea; Rhabditida; Strongylidae. The record is from the annotation of a GenBank genome assembly.